AUGAACUCUCUGUCUAAGAUCGUGAUCCUUAUGGCUGCUUCAACGGUCACUGCCAUCCCCUCUGGUGGCGGAACAUCUCAAUGCACCACUGAGCAGGCCAACAAAUGUUGCACCGGCCUUACGGAUGGUAUCUUGAACAUAGAAAUCCUCCCUGCGCUGUGCCUUCCAUUGGUUGGGAGCUGCAACAACCAGGCAGCGUGCUGUGAAACAAAUGGAGUGGGUCUUUUGAAUUGUCUCACCGUUCAGGUCUAA
Molecule: messenger RNA, 252 nt
Organism: Penicillium angulare
Lineage: Eukaryota; Fungi; Ascomycota; Eurotiomycetes; Eurotiales; Aspergillaceae
Exons: 3
Coding region: 1-252 (83 amino acids)
Source: RefSeq, a predicted model, not a curated record